Molecule: messenger RNA, 1785 nt
Organism: Fusarium keratoplasticum
Lineage: Eukaryota; Fungi; Ascomycota; Sordariomycetes; Hypocreales; Nectriaceae
Exons: 2
Coding region: 1-1785 (594 amino acids)
Source: RefSeq, a predicted model, not a curated record
AUGGAAUCCUUCAGACGCGCUGUCGGCGCUCUGGCUUCUGUUCUUGCCUUGGCUGGGCCGUCGCUGGCUGACCUGGUCCUUUACAACCAGGCCAACGAGUUUACGACACUCGCAGAGGCGUCUAAUGGAUUCGCUCACCAGACCUUCCGCUCCUCCGAUAUCGUCGCUCCUAUUCUCAACAUCAAUUCACUCAGUCGCCAUGGCCUCGAUGAAGCGCCGUACAUCUUUCUUGGAACAGUUUAUGGUCAGAUGAGGGCGGGCCCCAUGAUUCUCGAUGCUAGGGACUUUAGUCUUGUGUAUGCUGACCAGCAUUACGACAACUCUUAUUGCUCCAAUGUUCAGAUGUUCAAUGGGAGCAGGCAUCUGGUCUUUUGGGAGGGCGUCCACAAUCGAGGCCAUGCCAACGGUUACGGUCUUGUCUAUGAUGAGAACUACAACCUCGUCUUCAACGUCACUGCGCAGGGUCUAGGCGGUGCUCUCGCCGACAUGCACGAAGUUCAGCUCACGUCCGAGGGUACCAUCAUCUUUUCCGCCUAUUGGACCAUACCCUACGACUGCACCAUCAUGGGAGGACAGGCCGACGCCAUGCUCAUGGACAGCGGUUUCCAAGAGGUUGACCCCGUCACCAACAAGAUUCUGUUCCAGUGGGCUGCGUCUCAGUACUUUAGCCUCGAGGAUACGCAUGCGCGUUAUACGGAAGGAUUCGGCGUUAAGGAAGGCUCAGGAUUCGACUUUUUCCACAUCAAUUCGGUCGAGAAGACGGAGGACGGCAACUAUCUCAUUUCUAGCCGUCACACUUCGACCAUUGCACUUAUUGACGGUACAAAUGGACAUCCCAUCUGGAUUCUGGGAGGUCGUCGCAACCAGUUCAGGGACUUGAGUGGAGGUAGGGCGACCAACUUUGGCUGGCAGCACGAUGCCAGAUUCUACAAGAACCAGAGCCACAUCACCAUGUUUGACAAUCAUGGAGAGCAUACCGGCUACUGUGAUGGACCUUGCAGAUCUCGCGGUUUGCAUCUGGCGAUCAACACCACCGACAUGACGGUCCGUGUUGUACAGGAGUACUAUCACCCAUCCGGCAUCGACUCUGGAGCGAUGGGAGGCAUGCAGACACUCGAGAGUGGCAACGUAAUUGUUGGAUGGGGAUAUACUCCAAGCUUUGUCGAAUACGCACCCAACGGCACCGUCGUCAUGAGUGUCCAGCGAGGAAAACUAGGCGAGGGAUUCCAAGCCGACAUGUUUGCGUACCGCGCCCACAAGGGCAACUGGACGGGCCGCCCGUCGUGGCUCCCCAGCGCUGCCGUCGACGCCCCUCAUAGGACGACGGAGAAUGCCACGGUCUAUCUGUCGUGGAACGGUGCCACCGACAUUGCCUCGUGGGCCGUGCUUGCAUCGCCCUACGCAAACAGACUCAGCGGUUUUGACAACCUCGUUGCUCUGGCUAACAAGACGGGCUUCGAGACAGAGAUCUUCCUGGGAAACCGGACCAGUUAUCGGUACAUGGGUGCUGCAGCACUCGACAAGAACGGCGCCAUCAUGGGGUCUACGUUUGUGAUUGACAUGCAGAAUGGUCAGCCUGUGCUCAUGCCGAGCAGCAUCGCGAGCGUGUGGCCCGAGACCGAGCCCAUGAUCAGCAAUAAGUUUGGUAUCCUCAUGAUUAUGGGCUGCGUUGUGAGCAUGGGCUUGUUCCUCGGACGCUUCUUCUCGCGGAGACUGCACUGGACGACAAACUACGAGACAACAAAGUACGAGCGAAUUGAAUCUGAAGAGAGACGUAUCGAGUGA